Messenger RNA from Arachis ipaensis, 846 nucleotides. Lineage: Eukaryota; Viridiplantae; Streptophyta; Magnoliopsida; Fabales; Fabaceae. The record is from RefSeq and is a predicted model, not a curated record.
AUGGUAGCUGCCCCCUCGAAUUUGUCGUCAAAGACAACUGUGAGAAAAACACGAGGACCUACGCAGUGCUUGAAGAUUCAUGUAAGACAGUUGGAAGAUAAAGAAGAAAUUACUCUAGAUAUUGAAGGAGAGGCAAUUGGUCCUACUGAUGAAGAUGCUAAAUUCAAUAUUCCAAUUCAAGGAAAAAAGAUGGUGCUUGCUCGUGUCAAUGACAAUUGGAGACGGUAUAAGACCACAAUCAAGCAAACUCACUUUUUGCCAUACAAAUGUAUUAAUGAGAUGCUGAAAAAUCGUCCUAAAAGCAUACCUGAGAGUCAUUUUCGAAAGUUGAUUGCUUAUUGGAGAACUGAGAAAGUUAAGGCUGCUUCUAAGGAAAAUAAUGAAUCACCUACUCAAGCAGAAAUGUUUGUUGAGACUCGCCAAAACAUAAAGGGCAAAUCAUUGGAUGAAGACACUUUGGAUGUUAUUGCACAUCUACAAGCUGAGAAUAAAAAGUCUAAAGAAUCGGCAAUUAGAGCUUUCCAAUCCAUAUUUGGGAAAGAGAAGGCAGGGCGAGUGCGAUACCACGGAAGAGUUACCACACCAACUUUGUUGAAGAAAAAUGAAGAAAUUGCCACCCUUAAGCAGCAACAUGCAGCUGAAAAAGCAACAUUAGAGGGUAAGGUUGAUGUGAUGCAAAAAGAAGUAGAUGAACUAAAGUCUCUUGUUAGGAUAAUGCUGCAACAAAAAAGCUCAGGAGUGGACCUUGAGAUUUUAGCUGCUCAACUAGGAAGCACUCCAGGCAGUCCGAACAAUGAUGCUAAUGAGAAGGAAAAUCAUGUUGAAGGGGAAAUCGAACUUAAUUAA